Molecule: messenger RNA, 3055 nt
Organism: Anopheles funestus (African malaria mosquito)
Lineage: Eukaryota; Metazoa; Arthropoda; Insecta; Diptera; Culicidae
Exons: 2
Coding region: 294-1994 (566 amino acids)
Source: RefSeq, a predicted model, not a curated record
GUGGAAAAGAAUCACGGCGUGAAAGUGGUUCAGUUGUGAAUCUGCUGCACAGAAGCACGGUCGUCUUUCUGCCAGUUAAAUAUUGUGCUGUUAAGAUAAUUAGCGAACAGUAUUGUAAUGAAAACAUAAAUCUGUAAAAGAGAUGAGUUGUAUCAGUAGCUAAACAAAUCCGUUUUAAAAGAAGUGCGAAACUAUUAUUUGCUGCUGUUUGGGCAUUUCCGUCUCAACCUAGUUUUUGCCGUGUCCGGGAUUAGCGCCAUUCGUAAGGAUCCCUCCCUCACUUAACAACAACCAUGACGGUGGAACGUAUCGAUACCUUCUACGACCUGGACAGCAUCUAUAGCACCAUAGAGCGGAUGUUGCUGCUAAUACGCCAACUGUCAGGCGUCUCCCGGCUGGGCGAAAAUGGUCGCUCACUCUCGUUCGAGCUCCAGUGGAUCAAUGCGAUCGACGAGCGCAAGUAUCAGAUCGAGGAACUGCGCGGCUCGGUACAGUACCUUUUCGCCCAGUUCCGCAAGAUUUAUCUCGUCAACAAGGAUUUGUACGCGCAGCUUAACAAGCGCGGUGGUCGUGUGUUCGAGCUGGACAAACAGAUCGAGGCGCAGGGUGACAGCAAGUGUCUGUACUUUCUGGCCGAUGCGAUCAAGUACGAACCGGCCCUGCUUGCUAUGCAGCGUGUACUCGAUCGUACGAUGCGUGAAAUACGUAUCUUUCGGAACCAGCGCAACCAGCACAAGCUGGAACUCUGCAUCGGACACAUUCGGUGUGAGAACUAUGACAAGGUGUACGACGAAUACUGUUCAUUUGAGAAUGGACUACAGCAGCUGCCACUCAUCAUCGAGGCGGUUUUCGAGCAGGACAUGAAGAAUCUGCUGAAGGUGCUACUAUUUCUCACCGGCUAUCGGAAGCUUAACAAAGCAAACUCUUCCGAAACGUUUGUGGCCGGGUGCGAAUACUUGCUGCACCAGAUACAACAAUCGAGCGAUUUAUUCGAACAUCCACUCAGCUUGCUACUGUACGGGUUUGUGGUGGAUUCACUCCAAGAACCACCCGAACUAUCAAUUGCAUCAAGAAUGAAAGAUGUUUUCCGGGAACGGUUAGAAUGCGUCCGAUCGCAGCUGAUCGAUUGCAUCCAGCGUACGGUGCGGCUCAUCCAAACCAAACCACAAGCGACAAUUGCGCUAGCCAAACUGUUCCAUCAUAUUGCCGAGGAGAUCCUGAUCGAACUGCUCAAGCGUGCGUACGAAGGUGAUGUGCGGUAUCUUCAGAACAUUCUACAGUUUGUGGCACACUUGUCGUGCAUCGAUCAUGACAUCAUCAGCUACCGUGUGCUGUACGCGCAGAUGGAGCAUUACGAACAUUUGUUCCAGCCGGAAAUAUUUCUGCUUGCCUAUCGCAUCAAACAGACCAUGCAGGAGACGGGUUUUGCGACUGCAAGUCUUCGUGGCGAUUUGGAACGUCUAAAGGCGAGUCUUCCGGCGGUGGUGGUUACCAUCCUCUGGAACACGGUUACAAUUUCCCGCCACGAAUCGCGCAUCUUGCUUAAAUUCAGUGCCAUUGGGAAGGAUGUGGGAUUUUCACGCUAUAUUGCCGACAAAAAUCGGAUCGAGUUUGAACCGCUUGAGGAGGGUAGCUGUUUCCGAAUUCGUGCCUGCGCUAUCAACGGGUUUCUUGGCGAGAGUGGUACCGGGCUUCCAAUCAUUGCGUCCAAAUCGGAAAGCCUUUCGAAUGCAAAGUUUCGCUGGAAGUUAAUCCCGGUAGUGGGUUGUGAGUUUUUUCGCGUGCAGAACUACGCCAGUGGUGCAGUGCUGUAUUCGCAGAUCCCGUGCGAAGAGUCGCAGUACGAUUUCUACAAUAGUCAGGAAAUUUUACACCUAACCGGCAGUGAACGUUCACUGACCGCACAGAACAGCUACUGGAAGAUUGUGGAAUAUUCUCGACGAUCGCGCACCGGUAGCGGUGGUUCGGGCGAAGGAGAAUGUCGCAUACUGUGAGAGGGACGUGCGUGAAACGGAUUCCGAGCUCGGGCGUGUACCGACCGAGUCCAUUUGUUUGACCAUAAGCCGGCUAAUGACACGCGCUAAGUGCUAACGAUGGCGGCACAUUGCGUAGCGCGCACCGAAAAACCAGAUGCAGCUGAGCAAAUAGAGUACGCUAGUGAUCCCUUGAGCAUGGUGCGCGGACGUUCCAUUUGCAGGAUGCGAUUGUUAUUUUUGCUUCAGCACAGCCCACCGCACCCACCUACUUGGGGCCCGUGUCUAUAACGCAACGUGUGCGCCCACAUCCGGCCCCCGUGUUCGAUCGGAAUUACUCCAACCGGUAGUGAAUAAGGACCAUAAAUAACCCGUCCCAUUGAUGAGAGUGUGUACACGGUGCGGUAUGGGACGAUCGCAGGGUAGCCGUUUGUUUUGAUUGUACUACCAUAAUCGAGGCCGGGCGUGAAUGAAUCAGAAAAACCCGUUACGACGAUGAACUCGUAGGCCCGAAUGUUCCCACCCCCCGUUUCGGGUCAGCUAUGCUUGAUGUUUUUACACGUGGCGCGACGUGGCGGGACACCGAUGAUGACGAUACCCUUGGACCAGUUUCCCUGUUUUUUUUUCAUUCGUCUAAAUCCACGAUUGGGACAGCCCCUUAAUCGGACCGUGAUAUUCAAAUACGUAGUGCUAUAUUUUAAGAAUGACGAAAUGAAUACAAAUACCAACCAUCGUCGUGUGCGGGUGGGUGAAAUAUUUUUGCGGGGAGCGGGGGUGGAAAGCGUUUGAUUAUCUACGAAACAUUGUUUACAUUUCGUUGUUCUGCUUUUGAUCUUGUUGAAAUUAAACGGCUGAAAACAAUGACGAUGCGCCAGGAUUGUCCAUUACUCAUCUCUAUCGUAGAGACUGCGUGGCAUGCAUUGCCGUUAUUAUUAUAAGAUACGUAAUACAUCAUAGCAGAGUGGGAAGAGAAUUUAUACUAGGUACUAGAUACUAGAAAAAACGUAAAAUAAAUAUAUCUUAAUAUUACAUUGUACUAUUAAAGAGGAAAUAAAUAAAAAUACUCUUUGAAAUGAAAAGUA